AUGUCCAACAAUACUUUUAUUGGUAAUAAUCAAAUAAAUAAUGAAAAAUCUCAUAUUGAACGUCGUCAUAGUAGUACCAAACAUCGUAAUGAAAAUGAUGACGACGAAGGUGCUGUAUGGAGUGUUAGUAGUAAUGGAGGUUUGAGUCGAUCAAGUCAUGAUGAUGGAUUUGUAUUUCAAAAUGUUUCCAUUCAUUCUGAUAAUCAAGAAUUUGUAGAAAUUGAUAAAUUUUCUGGUGAAAAAUCAACUAACGAAGAAUAUUUCAAAUUAAUAAAUAAUAAAAAUCAAGAAUAUUUCUAUGAUGGUACUGAAGAAAUCUUAUUAAAUUCUGAUAAUGAACAGAUAAAUAACAAUGAAGAUGAUGAACGUUUAUUUAAUAAUGAUGAUCGAACAUCUUUUACACGUGAACAACUUGUUGAAUAUCAACAAUUAAUAAAAUUACUUCGAUUUGUUAAAAGUGGAGGUCGAUGUACAACAAUUCUUUCAUUAGCUAUAUUACAUGAUUAUAAUUUACAAGAUCAAUGUGCAUUUUUAGCAUUUAAAGAUUCAUUAACAAUUAAUGUUAUGCUUAAUUUUAUUGAAAUGUUCGAUCGUGAUCUUAAAUUAAAUACUUUAUAUGUUCUUGAAAAUGCAUGUCAAAAUUCUUCAUUUGCCUAUGAAAUAUUUCGAUUAGGUGGAAUAAUAACGAUUAUUGAUAGUAUGUGUUUAGAUCAUAUUGGUAUAGAAGAAAGUUGUUCGAUUUUACUUAAAAUACUUUCAUUUCGUCGAGCAAGAAGAGUUAUUAGACGUUUUGGUGGUAUUAGUAAAUUGAUAACUUUAUUAGAUGAAUUAAGUGAAAAUUUUAUUGAAGAUAAUUUAUUUAAAGUAUUUUUAUUAUUAUGUAAAUCAGAGAAGAAUAAAUAUGUUUGUAUUCGAUAUGGAAUUGGAAAAAUUAUAUUAAAAAUUAUUUUAAAUAUUUCAAACAAUUCAGCAAUAACACUUAUUUCAUUACUUGCUAUUCUUCUUCAAAUACCAAUAUUUCGUAUGCAAAUGAUGGAUAAAGAUUUAAUAAUUAGUUUAAUAAAUUUAAUCGAUGUAACAAAUAUUGAAUUAACACGUGUAAUUUGUGAAUCUUUCUAUUAUCUUUCAUUUGAUAUUCAUCAUUUACAAUUUAUCUAUCAAUACGGUUUUAAAAAAUUAAAAGAUAUAUUAGAACAAACCAAUGAUUCAUCUAUAUAUUGUUCAAUAAUAAAUAUUUUAACAGAAUUUAUUCGAACAAAUGAAAAUAUUUCGAAUGAUAUUAUAUUAAAUAUGAUGAAAUUUUUAAAAAAUUCUUCGAAUAAUUCAUUUUAUUUAUUACGGAUUAUUCAAUCUUUAAAUCAAUUAACAAAACUUUCUCAAACAAUAAAAUUAUUUAAACAAGAAAAUAUUUUUCAAGAUUUUAUUUACUAUUUACAAAAUAUAAAUCAUUCAGAUAUACAAUUAAAUAUUUUAUUUAUUUUACAACAAUGUGCAAAAGAUAAAGAAGCAGCGAAUAUGAUUAUUGAUAAUAAUGGUUUACAAGAAUUAUGGACAUUAUUUAAAUUAGCAUUGUUACCAAUUAAAAUAGCUGCUGGAUGGACAAUUAGGAAUUGUCUUGCAUCAAUAGAAAAUCAUGGUGAAUUAAUACGUUCAUUUGAUGGGAUCUUUUAUUUUAUUUUAAAUACAUUAUCAACAGAAAAUAUUCAAUUACUUGAAGUUACUUUAGGAAUUAUUGCUGAAAUUGUUCAAGAUGAAUAUAAUUCAGAAAUAUUUACUGAACUUGGAAUUGUUUCAAAAAUUUCGCAAUUAAAUUCUCUAGAUAAUCCUCAAUUGAGUAAAUCAUUUUGUAAUGUAAUAGCUACUUUAUUAAAUUUACCAAAAAAUCAACAACAAUUUGGUAAUCGACAUGUAAUUAUGGCAUUGAAAAAUUAUUUUAAACAAAAUGAUAACGAACUUUCGAAAUCAUUAACUAAAGCUAUAUAUGAUCUUUCUCUUAUUCCAUCAAAUUGUAUUAUUUUACAUGAUGUUGGUAUAGCAUUAGAUCUACUUAAAUUAAUCGGAGAUGAUGAUCCAUAUGUUCAAGAAAAAUCAGCGAAUGCUUUACGUAAUAUGCGACAAUUAUUGAAUGAUAAUAGACAAAUAGAAAGAAGUUUAAAUAAAAAUAUAAAUCGAGUUCCAAUGCAAAAAAUAGUUAAGAAACGAAGUAAAUGUAUAUUUUAA
Messenger RNA from Adineta steineri, 2220 nucleotides. The record is from the annotation of a GenBank genome assembly. NCBI's taxonomy places the organism in Eukaryota, Metazoa, Rotifera, Eurotatoria, Adinetida, Adinetidae.